AAAGAUGACUGGUGUCCCCUUUGUCGUCCUUACAGCAAAGAACAUGGCCCUAACGCGUUUAAUGCUUUGCGUCGUGGUUGCAAUCCUGGUUCUUGCACCUCGGCUUGACUUAGCCGCUCGCGUUGGGCCUUUAGACGACGGAACACACAUUGCAAAGCCUAACAAUGGUGGUCGCCAAGGAAAGGCCAACCUAGCUAGCGACCCUUCAGAGGAUGAACGGUCGAGUCUUUCAUUCCUCUACAAAUACAUGCCUGCCUCUGACAGAAAGAUGCUAUCCUACAGCUUCCUACUAAACCAAACACGCCUUGCGCUCAAGGCCCGUGCGGACAACGACUGGGCUCGGGAAGUGCCCUGGGAUGUCUUCCAGAACUAUGUCCUUCCCUACGCCAAUCUAGACGAGCCACGCGAGGACUGGCGAUCUGAAUUCUACGCGCGUUUCGCACCCAUGGUUUCCGGCACCACCAGCAUCCUGGAUGCGGCGGUUGCCCUUAACUACCAGAUCUGGACGAGCGGCGGUUGGAACAUCACCUUCAAGGCCCAGCAAACCCCCGACAUCAUGUCCCCCAGCCAGGUCAUCGAAGCGGGCUACGCCUCCUGCACAGGUCUAGCCAUUUUCUUAGUGAACGCAUGUCGGUCUGUGGGCAUACCCUCGCGGGUGGCAGGUAUCGCGGAGUGGGUUGGCAACGGUGGCAACCACAACUGGGUGGAGGUGUGGCAAGGGGGCGUCUGGUCCUUCACCGACCCCCUCGGCUUCCCGCACCGCCCUUGGAACACCACUUGGUUCUUCCCGGACCCCGUACGACAGGCGCUACCAGGCAGCUACCCGCAUGGGGUGUACGGCGCCUCGUUCAAACGCACCGGCAGGGAGUUUCCGCUUGCAUGGCGUGAUGAGUACGAGAGCGUUGUGCCGGGGUACGAUGUUACGACGUAUUAUAUCGAGGCGGCAGCCGCG
This is a messenger RNA of Astrephomene gubernaculifera, 952 nucleotides long. The record is from the annotation of a GenBank genome assembly. Lineage: Eukaryota; Viridiplantae; Chlorophyta; Chlorophyceae; Chlamydomonadales; Astrephomenaceae.